AUGGCGUCGUCCUCCUCAUGGACGGCGGUCUCCUUCCUCCCAUCCUCUUCUUCUUCCUCCUCUUUCCUCGGAGACUUCUUCGCCGCCGGUGCCGGUAGCUCGAGGGGCGAAGUGGCUUUACCCCGCCGCCGGAUUUCUCCUCUGUGCGGGCCCCUCAAGUACCAGCCCAGAAGGGCCCCGUCGAGCGCCCCGGCAGAGCGCCGCCGCACGGCGGCGCCGAGGCGGUCCUCCGGAGCUGAGUCUCAGCGUCCGCCGCGGCGGUCCCCCGCACCUCGCUCUCCGCCUCGAUCGCGGGAGGAGGUGAAGAGGAGGCACUGGCGGGAAGGCGAGUUCCCCGGUGUGUCGGAGGGGUCGACGGCGGCGGCGCCACGGGGGACACCGAUCAAGAACGUGAAGAAGAAGUUGGAGGACAGGGAGGCCGCCAAGGCGUGGGUCUCCACCGUGACGGAGUCGCUGGCGGAGAGGAUCCAGAAAAAGGACUGGGAGGGCGCCUUGGAGGUAAUGGAAGAUUAAACCCUAGGAUGAUAAAUCUUAGACGUUGCUAUUUUUUUCGAGAUUUUAACUUAACCUGUAUCGUAAUUAAUCCAUUGCCUGGAAAAUGUGUGCUGUGGAUCUCGUCGUCUCGCCAGUUUGAUUGGAGUUUGGGACCUCAGCUUCUUCUACACAGGGCGGAAUUUUUUAAGAAAAUGGCACGAAACUCUGUGAAAAUCCGUGAAUCUGCAGAUCCAUUCGUCCUGAUAAUGUUGACGAGAGUUGGAAUUCCCUCGUUCUUUUCGUAAUAACAUACCCCCGUUCUUUUUUGUGUUCAUUCACGCCGAUUGAUUGAUGUUGGGAAAUCAGUUCUGCAUACAAUCGCGUGAUCAUUUCCAGAGCUCUGCAGCCCUGAUGCAUCCUCUUUAUGGAGAUGAGAACUGUUAUUUCAUGCGGUGGAUAAGAAUAUGCCUGUUCUUCGUGUUCAUAACCCAUCCAUUGUAUUUCUGCGACCAUGAUCAUAUGAGAUUUUGUGACCUGAUGAACGGCCUGCCGAUUGAUUCGAACGUUCUGUAGCUUCAUUUCACCAUGAUUCUAGGAAAUCCGGCUUCUUCAUUCAACUGCCGACAGUUUUGAUGAUUCCUUCCCUGGUGUUCAUCCCUCUUCUGGGAAUUGAACUUGAAACAGAGAAGAACAUUUAUCCCCCUUCUUUCUAUCUAUACACACAAACGGCGGCCAGCAUGCUACCUCCUAGAGUAUAAACCCAUUUCCUGCCCCCCCCUCCUCCUCCUCUCUCUCUCCCUCUCUCUCUCCCCCCGCCCCCCUUCCCCCUCCCCUGGACCCCCUUCUUUCCAUCUAUAUAAACCAAAUGGGAACACCCUUCUAUGUACUGGACUGUAUAACUGUCCCUCUGUCGGCUUUGGGCUUGUCUGAUGAUCCCCCACUCUCACUUCUCCUUUAAACUAUCCGACAUUUUAAUGGGCAGGAGCCUCAAGAGAGACUAUUUGAGGGGAUGGAUGGUUCAGGUUGGCCUACCUGGUUGGUUCCCCAUGCCAUCAACCAAUGUCAUUCUCUUAAUCCAGUUCUUGGCCAAUCUCAGUCAUCCCAUGAACGAUGACUUAUCUUCUUUCCAGGCUGUUGACUUUCAUCACUGAUAAAAUUGGGUUUUAAUAACAGUGGCCUUUCCUUUUCGGGGCGAAUGAAUUUCAUCCCAAAUAAGAACUGAUCAUUUUUUUGUCUGAGGAAUGAUCUAAUUACUGGUUCAAUUCCAUCGCUGAUGAAAUCCAUAACUUUUUGGUGCGAGGCACGAGAUCCUUAAUUUCUGGUAGCUCUCUCAAAAAUCAGUUUAAGUUCCAUCACUGAUGAAAUCCUUAUCUUUUUUUGUGAAGAAUGAUCUGAUGUCAAAGAUUCUUAGUCUAUCUUCCAAACAAUGGCUUCAUCACUCUUGGCAAAUAAAAUUUCAUCGCUGAUGAAAUCCAUAACUUUUUGUGUGACCAAUGAAUGUUCUACUUAUGUAUUACCCCCAUCGGGAGGGGAGACUGUGGAAUUUCAUGGAGGUGGAACUGAUUACUCGCAGGUGUUCGAGAUGCUCCGCGUGCAGCCGUUCUACAGCCCAAAAGAGGGCACCUACAUGAAGCUGCUGGUCCUGCUGGGGAGGUCGGGGCAGCCAGCAGCAGCCCAGAAGCUCUUCGACACCAUGGUGGAGGAAGGCUUGGAUCCCACGGCAGAGCUCUACACAGCACUGCUCAGCGCCUACUCCCGGAGCAACCUCCUAGAUGAGGCCUUAUCGGUGCUCACAACCAUGAAAGCACUGCCGCUCUGCCAGCCUGAUGUCUACACCUACAGCAACCUCCUCAAGGCCUGCGCUGAUGGUGGCCGCUUUGAUCUGGUUGAUGCCCUUGCUAGUGAGAUGGCAGAGCGGGGCAUCACCCCAAACACAGUCACACAGAAUGUCGUGCUGGGUGGGUAUGGCCGUGCCGGCCGCUUUGAAGACAUGGAGAGGGUGCUCGCUGAGAUGGUGGAGAGCUCUGUUUGCCCGCCAGAUGUCUGGACGAUGAACAUCAUCCUCGGCCUCCUUGCCAAUGCUGGCCGCAUAGAACUGAUGGAGCGCUGGUACGAGAAGUUCCGGGGGAUUGGGAUCGAACCAGAGACCCGCACCUUCAACAUUCUCAUUGGCGCAUACGGCCGGAGAGGGCUCUACGACAAGAUGACCUCAGUGCUGGAGUACAUGCGGAAGGCCUCCUUCGCAUGGACGACAGCAACGUACAACAACGUUAUUGAGGCCUUUGCCGGUGCUGGCGAUGCCAAGCACAUGGAGUGUGCCUUCGAGCAGAUGCGAGCAGAGAGGAUGAAGGCUGACACCAAGACCUUCUGCUGCCUGAUCGCUGGGUACAGCAAUUCUGGCCUGUUCCACAAGGUUGUGGCUGCCGUGCAGUUGGCAGAGAGGGCCGAGGUACCAAUGACCACUGCCUUCUUCAAUGCCGUGCUGUCGGCCUGUGCCAAGGCUGGGGACCUGGUGGAGAUGGAGAGGGUCUUCCGACGCAUGAAGGAUGCCCGGCGGUCGCCUGAUGCCACCACAUACACCAUCAUGGCUGAGGCCUACAGAGGGGAGGGGAUGACUGACCGGAUCUAUGAGCUGGAGCAGGAGCUCCAGAGUGUGACCGGAGUGGCCCCACUCGUGGCGCUGUAA
Molecule: messenger RNA, 3160 nt
Organism: Spirodela intermedia
Lineage: Eukaryota; Viridiplantae; Streptophyta; Magnoliopsida; Alismatales; Araceae
Source: the annotation of a GenBank genome assembly